AUGCCUUGGAAGUAUGGCAGUGCAGGAGCACAAACAAAUGGAGGUGCUGUAGAUGACACACGGUUGGCUUUCGAGUCACGCCCGGGCGGGUGCAGUGGGCAUGUCGAUAAGGACUUCGCCAUUAUCAGUGGGGGAGAAUGUCACGGAUCGCACAUAAGUGAGUGCUAUCGUGAUUCCGAAGUUGACAGUGUAGUGGGGCACGUCGACGAGGACGUCGACACUAUUAGUGGGGGAGAAUGUCACAGGUCGCACAUAGACAAGUGCUACCGUGACUCCGUUGGGACAUCUAUGCGCUUAAGAGGUAGUCUAAGUGUGAAAGGGCGAGAGCUUAUUGGUGUUGGCCGGGUUGCAUUUGUGAAAGGGUAUUUUAGGUAUUUCUGA
Molecule: messenger RNA, 381 nt
Organism: Prunus armeniaca (apricot)
Lineage: Eukaryota; Viridiplantae; Streptophyta; Magnoliopsida; Rosales; Rosaceae
Source: the annotation of a GenBank genome assembly